ACUCCGACAUGAAGCUCUGAAGUCUCAUUCAUUUUCACUCAUCAUCAUAUCAGAGCUUCACUCUGCACUGCCUGUAUCUCCUUAUUUCUUGUUAAUUUUAACCUGCAGUCGACCCUUCACCUUGCCAUAGCCAUGUGUGACAUGGGUGGACUGGACAACCUGGUGGCCAACACAGCCUACCUGAAAGCACAGAGUCUAGAUGACAAGGAGAUGAGGAAACGAAGGCGUAGCCUAAUUCUUCCCCAACUUGAGAAUUGUACAGAGGUGCGUGCAACUAUUCCCAAGGACUUUGAGGACAUCUGUGAGCAGCAGCCCAUUGGGAAAACAUGCUUCCGACAGUUCCUUUUAGCCUCCAGUCCAGAAUACCAAGCCGCAGCAGAGUUUCUGGAUGAGUUGAAUGACUGGAAUUUGGCAGAGGCCGGUGCUAAAGACAAAGCCAGGCAGAAUAUCAUUAACAAAUUCUGCAAAGCUGACUCCAAGAGUUUCAUGGCCUAUCUGACAGAAGACAUGGCGGAAAAGUGUAACGUUGUCUCUGAGAAGGACUUUCAGGAGGUGAUGAUGGGACAGGUUAAAGAAGCCACACAGGAGUUUCUAAGAGGAAAACCAUUCAUUGAGUAUCAGACCAGCCCGUUCUUUGACAGAUUUGUGCAAUGGAAGCAAUUUGAGAAGCAGUCCAUCUCUGAUAAAUAUUUCUAUGAGUUCAGAACUUUGGGGAAAGGAGGAUUUGGAGAGGUGUGUGCUGUUCAGGUCAAACACACGGGCCACAUGUAUGCCUGCAAGAAGCUAGACAAGAAACGUCUGAAGAAAAAAGGAGGUGAAAAGAUGGCUCUGCUGGAGAAAAAAAUCUUGGAGAAGGUAAACAGCCUGUUUCUGGUAAACCUGGCCUACGCGUUUGACACGACAACCCACCUGUGUUUGGUCAUGACUCUGAUGAAUGGAGGGGAUCUGAAGUACCACAUCUACCACACUGGAGAGAUUGGCAUUGGGAUGGAGCGCAUCAUUCACUACACAGCUCAAAUCAUCACUGGUAUCCUGCACCUUCAUGCCAUGGAUAUUGUGUAUCGGGACAUGAAGCCAGAAAACGUCCUACUGGACAGUCAAGGCCAGUGCAGGUUGUCAGACUUGGGUCUAGCUGUGGAGCUACCAAACGGGAAAACCAUCACUCAAAAGGCUGGCACCAAAGGGUACAUGGCGCCAGAGAUCCUGAAGCAGGAACCGUAUCGUACGUCAGUGGACUGGUGGGCCUUGGGCUGUAGCAUCUAUGAGAUGGUGGCUGGCCGUCUGCCUUUUAGAGGUUACAAAGAGAAGGUUACUAAAGAAGAGAUAGUAAGGAGAACUCUAGAAGACGAGUGUAAAUUUGAACACAAACAUUUUGACGCCCCCUCAAAGGACAUCAUCAGUCUUUUUCUGAAAAAGAACAUUGAAGACCGACUUGGCUGCAAGGAUGACCCUUGGAAACAUGAGUUCUUUAAAUCCAUCAACAUCCCUCGACUAGAGGCGGGGCUUAUUGCACCUCCAUGGGUGCCCAAACCCUAUGUUGUGUACGCUAAAGACACGGGUGACAUUCGGGACUUCUCUGAGGUUAAAGGGGUUGAAUUUGAUUCCAAUGAUAAUAAGUUUUUUAAAGAAUUCAGCACAGGAGCAGUGCCAAUUCCAUGGCAACAGGAGAUGAUUGACAGCGGACUCUUUGCUGAGCUUAACGACCCAAACAGGAAGAAAGUGGGACUGGAUGAUGAUUAUGAGCAAAAAUCCAAAUCUUGCAUUCUUCUGUGAAAGAACAAGAACAUCUUGUGCAACAAAAAAACUGUUUUUUAUUAUUAUUUAUUUAUUUGCUUAUUUACAUAUUAUUUUGUCCUAUUCUUUAGAUUUUCUGAGAUUUUCC
Molecule: messenger RNA, 1882 nt
Organism: Carassius carassius (crucian carp)
Lineage: Eukaryota; Metazoa; Chordata; Actinopteri; Cypriniformes; Cyprinidae
Gene: grk7b
Product: G protein-coupled receptor kinase 7b
Exons: 4
Coding region: 133-1773 (546 amino acids)
Biological process (GO): signal transduction; regulation of signal transduction; protein phosphorylation
Cellular component (GO): cytoplasm
Molecular function (GO): ATP binding; rhodopsin kinase activity
Source: RefSeq, a predicted model, not a curated record